AUGGUGAAAGCAGACGUGAGACGGGAUUACUAUGCGGAUUUGGGUCUUGGGCCCAGUGCGGAAUCGGAGGAUAUUAAGAAGCAGUUUAGAAAGCUAGCGUUGAAAUACCACCCCGAUAGGAAUCCUGGGAAAGAAGUCGAAUUCAUCGCCAAGUUCCAGGCAAUCCAAGCGGCACAUGAAAUCCUCAGUGAUCCCCAACACCGGUUGAGAUAUGAUACGGAUCGGUUACGCGCUGGAUAUGGCAGGCAGUACGCCGCGCACGCAAGAGCGAAUACUUCACGAAGGGCCCCUGCCAGCCACAGUUCUGGCGCCUCUACGAAUUCGCAACCGUUCUCUGCCCGUGGUCAACAAGCGAACAAUGGACCGUCGUCCGGCGCCCAAAGAUACGCUAGCUAUGCUAAGGCAGCGCCUCAGCAAUCGUGGGGCAAGAAGGAUGAAGGACAGACUCGGGCUGACGCUUUUCGCGGAUUCCAGGGUAUGAAGAACGGCAGCCCGAACGCGUCUGGCUGGUCGAAUUUUGACCCCAAAACUGGUCGUACGGGUACAGCCAAGGCCAAUGGGACAUCGACCGGUCACACGCCGAGAACUAAAUCGGCCUAUGAGUACUUCAAAACAUCGUCCAAGCCGACAGAGGGUGCCGGAACGACUCGUGCUCAGGCAAGUAGGAGGAAGAACGGCUUUGCGCCGGGUACCGCGGGUGGUGAUGAGCCGAUGGCUGCAAACACUUCCGCCUACACGAGUACACCCCGGGAUUCGCGACACUCAGGUUACUUUUUCGACAACUCUAUCCCUUCGCCUACCGCCAAGAGAGCAGAUGGUCCAGAGGAACGAGCCAGGAGUCAGUAUGCCGGCGCCAGUGGAGAAAAGACAUUCUUCUCCAGUGCUUGGCUCGGACGUGAUGGUACUCGUCGUGCCUCUCGGACAAACCCACCCAGUCCGACGCCACCACCAUCGGAAGCAAGCAGACAUCGGAGCGUCAGUCCUUCUCAUCUGAAGACGAACAGGAACCGGACAUACGCACCUUCCACGAGCUCAAGUGAUGCCGACGACGACAGCGAAACCGAUGACCCAUAUGAAAGGAACGUACCAUCGUCAUCACACAAACCCAAGGCCGUCCCGAAGAGCAGAAUACGACGACCUCAUUAUCAGAAACCGGCUGACCCGCGGGACUGGAGUUCCGGAACUGGACAUGAUUCGGAUAGUGCUGCUGCUCCUAGGAAUCCAUUUGCUGGGACUUUUGCGUCGGCUAACUUUCAGCCUGAGAUGGAUCCGAGCCAAUCUAAGAGUAGUAGCCAUGGAAACUUGAGAAAGGAAUUCUCCGCCAAAGACUGGCAGGAUGCAUCUCAAGGGGGCUGGUUCGGUUUCUUCAUGCCAAAACCAUCGGAACCGGAUACGACUCGAGCAACACAAAGCCCCAAUACUCGUGGACGGCCAACGACCCGGAACUCAGCUUCAUGGGCGCGACAGUCAGCAGGCCCUUCGGACCAGGAUUCUUCUCGCUCGGGAUCGGCAGCCCAACAGCAACCGACUCCAUUUGUCGGAGCCAAAUUCUCUGCAGACGACUGGGUUGAGCAAUUCAAAAAUAUGUCCUGGGCCGCACCGAAAAACGAAGGGAAACAGGCUCAGGCCAAUGCUGCUCGUGCAAGGAGCCCUAAGAAGCAGACGAGGCCCGCGGCUUCGAAGACGCGGCCGACACCGCAGCCCGCGAGUGUUGCUACUGAAGCCGAGGAGGCUGAAGUAGCCGCGGAAGAUAAGGAUGAACAGCAGUUUGAUAAGGUGGCUGAUGAGGGUGGUGAAGCCAUGGAUCUUGAUGAUGAUACCCCUGUCAAACCAACUGCUGUACCGCCAGCGCCUGAGAACAAGCAGCCAUUGAAAUCACAACCAUCAGUCAAUGUUGGCAAGACCAAGGAAGCCGACUCCAAAGAUUUCAACCUGAAGGACCUCAAAGACGCAGCACCGUUUACUAGCUCCAAGGGGGGCAUCGACGACCUACAGGAUAUCAGCGUGACCCUUCCCUUCGAAUCACGCGCCAAAGUCCCAAGGAAAACUGCACGCGACAUCCGUCCUCGCGAACUUGCCUGUCCAAAUCCGCCCAAGCGACCACGCCGUCCAGCUUUGAACCCGCUCGGUAUCGGAUCUCAACUGGUGCUCCCUCGGCCCGCAUGGGAACGGUACGUGGCAGAAAUGAACACCUACAUGCGCGAGUGGAAUGAAUUCAACCGCCGGAUGCUGCGGCAUUUCAAUGCCCGCCAGGAAGCCAACGAAUCUGGCCUGGCGCCUGGCUGGAUCAGUGCAGUUGGCGAUUCUUCUCGACUUAAGAUCAACCAAGAUGACCCGGAUGCUGAAGAUAACAACGACCCCGAUAAUGAAGACAGCGUUGACGAUCUGUUACCGGGAAGCGCCAAAGGCGGGUAUACUGCGUAUUUGCGCGCGAUUGAAGAAGACGUCAAGGUCCGGAAGCAUUGGGAUGUGGCGUGUGAACUGCACCGGGAGUGUAUAUUGGAAUUGGGGGAGUUACGGGAGUGGCUUUUGAAUGGGGGAAAGUUGAUGUGA
Aspergillus chevalieri is the source of this 2553-nucleotide messenger RNA. Its product is annotated as DnaJ domain protein. Bases 1 to 2553 code for a protein of 850 amino acids. The transcript has 4 exons. Lineage: Eukaryota; Fungi; Ascomycota; Eurotiomycetes; Eurotiales; Aspergillaceae. The record is from RefSeq and is a predicted model, not a curated record.